This is a messenger RNA of Brachypodium distachyon (stiff brome), 2161 nucleotides long. RefSeq names its product polyadenylate-binding protein-interacting protein 7. The transcript is spliced from 8 exons. Lineage: Eukaryota; Viridiplantae; Streptophyta; Magnoliopsida; Poales; Poaceae. The coding region runs from base 339 to 1871 and encodes 510 amino acids. The record is from RefSeq and is a predicted model, not a curated record.
UAGAGAGAGAGAGGGGGGCAAAAAAAUCUCACGGCAAAAAACAUUGGAGAAGAGGGGGAGGAGGAGAAGGGCAGGGAAGAGGAGAGGGGAGGAGGAGGAGAAGGCGAAGAUGCGUGCUUCGUCGGCGGAGUGGUAGGUGGUGGCGGAGCUUACGCGUGGGUGGAAAAGCUUUCAGAAGGGCCAUCGUACGGGCUGGUUUCCUUCGUGCACCGCCCGCUCUUCGAUCUCGUGGAAGGAGUAGGAGAAUCUCUUCAGAGAAAGUUUUGCCCCUUGGUGUUCAGUGCUGUUUGUGCCCAUUUUCAGAUUCUUGAGCAGAGUUGCAUCUGGUGACCAGCAAGAUGUCAAUUGAAGAGAGAAAAUUAAGUUUGAUAAACAAGUCCACUGCAUUAAAUCCUAAUGCGGUAGAAUUUGUUCCUUCAUGCCUUAGAUCUGUCGGUGAUGCUUCAAACAGAUCGGACACAACCAAGAUUGCUGUCUCAGGGUCCUCCAAGGACAGCAGUGCAGACCAACCGGAGUCCAUCCCAAGUAACCCUGAUGAAGAAGCACAUCGGUAUUGGCAACAACAGCUUCCAGAUGAUAUUACUCCUGAUUUCAAAGUUGUAGAAGAUGAGACUCCUGGACCUGACAGUCUUUCACUCGUGGGCUUGUCAAUGAAUGAUGGCUUUGGUACUUCAGUAUUUUCUCCAAACCAGGCAUCGAGAAUGCAACACCAUGCUUCUCCUUUUGUUAGGGAUGCACUAAAUACGCGUGCAAAGAUGGAAUUUCCUGGCCCAGAACAGUCGCAAGCUACUAUUAUGAGUCCAACUGCAAGUACUAUGAGUCCGACUGCUGCUCCAUGGGUAAAGACAAUAAGAAAUGGUGGACAAUAUAGUACAAACAGACGGGAUGCUAGUCAGUACAAUGGAGAUUCUAGCAUUGGGUCCCCACUGCAAAACACAUCUGAUGCUUAUUACAGAAACAGGCGUAGCUUGAGGUCAACUAUGGACAUCAUGACUCAGCUGGAGCAGAAUAAAGUUGAUGGACGACUCGGUCAGAAUCUCAGGUCACUGUCAUUUGGACAUUCAAGUCCUCCAUCACCAGUAUCAUAUUCUCAAAAUGGUCUUGGGAACUAUAACAAAGAGGCAUUCGGUCUGCCAAACAGUACAUAUAGAUCUCAUUCAGCUAUACUCGCAGAUGAUAUAAUUUCACCUUCAGCUGGUCGUGAACAUGUGUCCCUGGAUUCUCCGAGAGGGAGAUACAAGACGACCAAUUUGCCUGUUUCUGGUCUUGGUUCAAGCAGAGGCUCUCAGCUGCUGUCUGGCUCGUACAACGGUAAUCAUGAUAUGAUCUCAAACAACGCACUGCAAAACAUUACUGGAGUUCAAACAGGACCAAGCUGGCUUGAAACUGAUGCUACGGCGAACAUGUUUUUGGAAAAGGAUGAAGUUCAUGAUUUUGCAAGUCUAAGACAUGCACUUCUUGAACAGCAGGAUAGGCAAGCUUUUCUAACUGGUGGCAAUCCUUUAGCAAAGGACCUAAAUCUUAAGGAGCUAUAUGCUAUCCAAAGCAGAUUAGCUCAGGAGAAGGCCAGAGAAACAAUGUAUCACCAGAGAUUCCCAAUGCCAGAGUUGCAAGGCCUCAUCCAGGAGCAGAAUCCCCCAAUCGACCUUUGUGGUCUUCACGCAAGUGAGGCGAUGCACGUCCUGAACUAUGAGCUCAACAAUCGGAGGAAGAUUGCUCGUUCCACUGGCCGCCGGCUUCAGGUCAUCAUAAUAUCAAGCGCCCGUUCCGCCCCGGCUAGGCUGACCGCUGCCGUCGAGCAGUACCUCCUGGAGCACGGCCUUCAGUAUACGCAGGCACAGCCAGGUCUCUUCCGUAUCCUCCUGCCGUGAAGUAGCAGGAUGGUGGUCGGCUCUAGCUGUUUGUGUACACAAUCAGCUGAAAGAAAAGGUAGGAAAAAAAAGAAUGACUUGUACUUCUGUAUAUGGCAGAGAUGAGUAGCAGAAUAGAAAUGAUACAGCAAUAGUCCUUGUAAUGUUGGUAUAUCAGGGUUUUUUUUUGUCAGCAAAUAACUUGUAAAAUUUGCGGAAUUAGGGGAUAUGUUCUUUCACUGUGGCGGUGGGAAUGUUGCAUCUAUCAUGCCUUGACGCUGCUGCCCGGUAUUGAAGCGUGUUCGUCUGGA